GCUUGAGAUAUGCCAUAAUCUUAACGUGACCAAACUUUCAUUCACAAAAUGUUUAUAUAUAAACUCUUUCUUACAAACUCUUCUCCAUAACUUACUCUUCGUUUUCUACUUUUAGCAUUUGUUUUUUCAUAAUGUCUAAUAUUGCUGCCAAUCAUCUUCACUAUCUCAGAAAGCAAUCCUAUGCAGUUGUAGCAAAAAGUAUAAGGAUGCAAGUGGCAAAGACCAAUGUGGAAGUGGUGAAGGCAAAUGUGGGGAAUGAAUCAACUUCAGUGGGCAAUAAAGAUGGAACAAUCUUUUGGAUGAAAGAUCCUAAGACUGGAAACUGGAUUCCAGAGAAUCACUUUGGAGAGGUUGAUGCUGCAGACCUCAGAAAUAUGUUUCUUCCCAAAAAAUCACAAAACCAGUGAAACAAUUUACCUGUACCCUAAACCCUACUGUAUCACCUCAAAAAGGUGUUUUUAUAUGUAAGAUGUUGCUCUUUACUUUUCUUAUGAGUAAAUAAGAUCCCCAACAUCAACUUUCAUAAGAAUAA
Messenger RNA from Lathyrus oleraceus (garden pea), 532 nucleotides. RefSeq names its product late embryogenesis abundant protein Lea5-A. Lineage: Eukaryota; Viridiplantae; Streptophyta; Magnoliopsida; Fabales; Fabaceae. The transcript has 2 exons. The record is from RefSeq and is a predicted model, not a curated record. The coding region runs from base 132 to 407 and encodes 91 amino acids.